UUUAUUUUAGGCAAUCUAAUGAACUCAUUAAAUAGAAGUUAAAUUGUAGCAUUAUACAUUUAUUUUAGUCAUCUACUUUGAAAACCCAUCUUAAUAUCACACAGCAUGGCCUUACUGAAUAAUAGCUUUUAUGAGUAAAAAUUUGCAUUAAGUAAGUUCAAUUGAAAAUGUUGCAUUUUCUAAAUUUCUAUUUUUACUUUUUAUUAAUUCAACAAGAAUUAGCUCUAAUAACAAAACCAAGAGAGAGAUUUGAAAACUAUGCAAUUUAUGAAGUGACAGCUUUUAAUGCUCGAGAAAGGGCCUUAUUGUAUUAUCUUUAUGUAAAAAAUGAAGAACUUGUGUUUCUAAAUGGAAUCACUAAUGAGGCUGCUGUACCUAUAGAUGUCAUUGUGGAUAAAUGUUGCACAAAUUUUUUUGAAGAAAAAUUGAGAGAUGAUGACAUAGAAUUUGUUAAAAUUAAUGAAAAGUUCUUGGCGAAAAGUAAAGACAUUCUUUGUAUUGAAAACCAUUGGGAUGGAACACAUACUCCAAAUAUAACAAAUGCAUUUUAUUAUUGGGAUGCAAUCCAGUUUUGGAUUGAUUCUAAAAUCAAACAUUUUCCAAAAUUAACAAAAAUCAAAAUAGGUGAAACUUAUGAGAAAAAAGAAAUAAUAGUAUUAAAAUUAUCAAGCGGACAUAAAAAAUCUGCUGUAUUUGUUUUGGGAGGUGAAGAUGGCAGAGACAGGGUGUCUCCUGCAAUACUUUUGAAUUUUAUUGACUACAUAUUGCAGCAUAGACUUAAUGUAGAUAUGCUGAUAAAACAUCAUGAUUUCUAUAUUCUACCAAUGCUUAAUCCUGAUGGUCAUGAUUACAGCAUGAAAGACUUUGUUUGGGCGAGAAAUAGAAAAAUUUAUUUUCCCAAGAAAAGGUGUAGCACAAAUGUAUCAGGCAUUGGUAUUAAUUUGGACAGAAAUUGGUUUUUUAGCAAAGAAACAUUAAGAAAUGAAGAAUGUGAUCCAGUGUUCUCAGGUUCCAAAUCUUUGUCAGAAGAAGAAACUAUGAGCUUAGCAAACUUUUUAAAUAACCAUUCUCUUCAAUUGUUGGCGUUCAUCAAUCUCAGAUCUUUCGAUGAUCUUGUGACAAUACCCUAUGGGUACACGACUGACCAAGCUAAUAAUUACCCUAUUUUGAUGGAAAUUAUAACUUCUGUGCAUGAAAAAGUAAAAGAGGAGUAUGGUAAAUCUUUUUUCUAUGGUGCUACUUCUUCCUAUUUCUAUAAUUACACUGGUAAUGUAGCUGAUUGGGUAAAGAAGAAAUUGAACACACCUAUUGUCUACACCAUAUAUAUGAACAAUAUGGAAUAUAUUUACGCUAGUCCUGAAGAUAUACAGCCAAUGACUGAUCGGUUUUCAACUAUGAUAAAAGAGAUUUUACUACUUGGAAAUACCAUUUACAGUCCACUAUUUGGUAAUCAAAAUAGACAUUGCUUACAUGUUAUUGUAAUGCUUAUAAACAUUAUAUGCACUAUAACAUUAUAACAUUUACUUUUAAAUUGUUUUUUAA
Molecule: messenger RNA, 1542 nt
Organism: Spodoptera litura
Lineage: Eukaryota; Metazoa; Arthropoda; Insecta; Lepidoptera; Noctuidae
Product: carboxypeptidase O-like
Biological process (GO): proteolysis
Molecular function (GO): metallocarboxypeptidase activity; zinc ion binding
Source: RefSeq, a predicted model, not a curated record